AUGGAGCCGGCCGGAUCGCCUCGCGCGCAGAACGCGAUGCUUCCCCAGCUACGCCAUGUGGACUCCUUAGGCGCUGAAACAGCGCCUAUCCCCUCAGCUCCCCGCGCGGGAACGCCGCAGUCAAACCCGCGAACUGCUACCCCGCCCUAUUGGAGACACUCGCGCAAUAUCUCGCAUGCAUCCCACACCUCCUUAGACCGGUCCAGUGGCCUGAUAACGCUAGAGGAUCAUAGCGAGGAUCCCUCAUGCGAUACAAGCAAGGGCCUUUGGGCGAAAAACGUAACUAUUGAUGACUAUGCUAUUGUCAAGGGACAGUCCGGAAUCGGGGCAUAUGUUGUGUGGAUAUGUAACAUCCAGACUCUCGAGGGAGCAUCUAUGGUAGUUCGAAUGAGGUACUCCCAAUUCGUAGACCUUCGAUGCAAGCUUGCGGAGGCAUAUCCCUACUGCAAAAAGUCGUUGCCAGCUUUACCACCCAAGAGUGCACUCUUUAAAUUCAACGCAAAGUUCCUCGAAGCAAGGCGACAGGGUCUUGCUUAUUUUUUAAACUGCGUUUUACUGAACCCAGAGUUCUCUGGUUCUCCUAUUCUUAAGAAUACCCUUUUCACCCAUUCUGCCUAA
This is a messenger RNA of Nannizzia gypsea CBS 118893, 618 nucleotides long. Its product is annotated as PX domain-containing protein. Gene Ontology annotation, cellular component: endosome. The record is from RefSeq and is a predicted model, not a curated record. The coding region runs from base 1 to 618 and encodes 205 amino acids. The transcript has 5 exons. NCBI's taxonomy places the organism in Eukaryota, Fungi, Ascomycota, Eurotiomycetes, Onygenales, Arthrodermataceae. Gene Ontology annotation, molecular function: phosphatidylinositol-3-phosphate binding.